This is a messenger RNA of Amaranthus tricolor (Joseph's coat), 1945 nucleotides long. Its product is annotated as phospho-2-dehydro-3-deoxyheptonate aldolase 2, chloroplastic-like. The record is from RefSeq and is a predicted model, not a curated record. NCBI's taxonomy places the organism in Eukaryota, Viridiplantae, Streptophyta, Magnoliopsida, Caryophyllales, Amaranthaceae. Bases 149 to 1687 code for a protein of 512 amino acids. Gene Ontology annotation, molecular function: 3-deoxy-7-phosphoheptulonate synthase activity. Gene Ontology annotation, biological process: aromatic amino acid biosynthetic process. The transcript is spliced from 5 exons.
ACCAUAAACUCCACCAACCCCCAAUUUCUUCACCUAACUUUUCUACAUAAUCCACUACAUCAGUCAACCCUCUGCCAAUCUCUGUCCUCUGAACAAUAACUCAACAAAAACUCCUACAAGCAACAGGGGAAGAAACAAAGAUUGAAAAAUGGCUCUGACAAGUUCUUCAUCUCUUACAUCUAAAUCCAUUUUCCACAACUCAAAUCAAUUCAAUUCGCCGAAACCUCAUCAACCCACUUUCUGUUUUCUCCCAAUUAGAGCUUCAUCGUCUUCCAAAUCACCAUCAACAACCACAACUACCCAGAAUCCGAACCCUAAAUGGUCAUUAGAAAGUUGGAAGGCAAAGAAAGCUCUUCAACAACCCGAAUACCCUAACAAAAAUGACUUGGAUUCGGUUCUUAAGACCCUUGAAUCUUUCCCACCAAUUGUAUUCGCGGGUGAAGCUCGGAGCCUUGAAGAAAGAAUUGCUCAAGCUGCUAUGGGUAAUGCUUUCUUGCUUCAAGGUGGAGAUUGUGCUGAGAGUUUUAAGGAGUUUAGUGCUAAUAAUAUUAGGGAUACUUUUAGGGUUCUUCUUCAGAUGAGUGUUGUUCUUAUGUUUGGUGGUCAAAUGCCUGUUGUUAAGGUGGGCAGAAUGGCCGGCCAAUUUGCAAAGCCAAGAUCAGAUGGGUUUGAGGAGAAGAAUGGAGUGAAAUUGCCAAGCUACAGGGGUGACAACAUUAAUGGUGAUGCAUUUGAAGAAAAGGCAAGAAUUCCAGAUCCUCAUAGGAUGAUAAGGGCAUACACGCAGUCUGUUGCAACUUUGAACCUUCUAAGGUCCUUUGCUACUGGAGGUUAUGCUGCCAUGCAAAGGGUCACACAUUGGAAUCUUGAUUUCACAGACCACAGUGAGCAAGGAGACAGGUAUCGUGAACUUGCUCAUCGGGUUGAUGAAGCUCUUGGCUUCAUGGCUGCUGCUGGACUUACAGUUGAUCACCCAAUCAUGACAACAACAGAAUUUUGGACAUCACAUGAGUGUUUGCUCUUGCCAUAUGAACAAGCUCUCACUAGAGAAGAUUCUACUUCUGGAUUGUACUAUGAUUGCUCUGCUCAUAUGAUUUGGGUAGGGGAACGUACACGGCAACUCGACUGUGCUCAUGUUGAAUUCUUGAGAGGAGUUGCUAAUCCUCUCGGCAUUAAGGUGAGUGAUAAGAUGGAUCCUAAUGAGCUUGUUAAGCUCAUCGAUAUUCUUAACCCUCAAAACAAGCCUGGAAGAAUUACUGUGAUUACCCGGAUGGGAGCUGAGAAUAUGAGGGUAAAACUUCCACAUCUUAUUAGAGCUGUUCGUCGUGCCGGUCAAAUUGUAACUUGGGUUAGUGACCCAAUGCAUGGGAACACUAUCAAGGCUCCUUCCGGUCUCAAAACCCGAUCCUUUGAUUCUAUCAGGGCGGAAGUUAGCGCAUUCUUUGACGUUCAUGAUCAAGAAGGAAGCUAUCCAGGCGGAGUCCACUUAGAGAUGACAGGACAAAAUGUGACGGAAUGUGUUGGGGGUGCACGGACAAUCACAUACGAUGAUUUGAGCUCUCGUUACCACACACAUUGUGAUCCAAGACUAAAUGCUUCUCAAUCCCUAGAAUUGGCCUUCAAUAUUGCCGAGCGACUUCGUAAAAGACGAUUAGGAGCGCGACAUAAUCUAGGCUACAAUCUUUAGAAAUUUUAGUAUCUCCCUUAAAUUUCCUGUGUCACGACUCAUGACUCGCCGAGUAUCCAUGAACAAUUCUGCCAUCUUUCGGGGGACAUAUCAGUGUUAAGCCGUGAUCAUAGAGGAAAUUUUUGAGUGUACUUGAUGUUUUUCAUGACUUUGUGUUGUUCUUGUCGAACAUAUACUGUUGUUGGAUCGUGUACGAUUUUGAAAAGUAUAAACUGUAUGAUUAUCAUUUUUGUUAAUUUAAUUAAGUUUCCUUUCCUA